Colias croceus (clouded yellow) is the source of this 1597-nucleotide messenger RNA. It is a transcript of the gene Suc1, whose product is annotated as sucrose-6-phosphate hydrolase-like. NCBI's taxonomy places the organism in Eukaryota, Metazoa, Arthropoda, Insecta, Lepidoptera, Pieridae. The transcript has a single exon. The record is from RefSeq and is a predicted model, not a curated record. Gene Ontology annotation, molecular function: beta-fructofuranosidase activity. Gene Ontology annotation, cellular component: cytoplasm. Gene Ontology annotation, biological process: carbohydrate metabolic process. Bases 27 to 1496 code for a protein of 489 amino acids.
AAUCCACAGCAAACUUCAGAAGCAAAAUGGCGCGUCUCAAAAGUUUUCUAGUCUUUGUUUUCUCCCUUGCGGCCGCUUCUUCAAAAUGCAUCACGGAUGUGGACAGCGCAAAAGUUGAAUUGGAAGAAUACAUAUCUUUUACAAUCCCUGAUAUAAAUCCACGGUACAGGCUUCACUACCAUGUCAUGCCACCUGUCGGUUGGAUGAACGAUCCAAACGGAUUUUCGUACCACAAAGGGGAAUUCCAUCUUUUCUAUCAAUACUAUCCGUAUGAUAGUGUUUGGGGCCCUAUGCAUUGGGGCCAUGCUUCUAGCUAUGAUCUCAUCCAUUGGAACCAACUGCCAACAGCUCUUUUGCCCGGGGAAGAGCAGUGCUUCUCUGGCAGCGCAGUUAGUGUUGGCGAUACUAUGACGUUGAUGUACACAGCUCACGUGGUGACAGAUGUGGAGCCGUACUACAAUGAGAGUCAAUAUCUAGCAUUCAGCGAUGAUGGAGUUUACUUCCACAAAUAUGCUGGUAAUCCUGUUCUGCCCGCUGCACCAAAUGGAUCUCCCGACUUCCGAGAUCCUAAAGCAUGGAGAUAUGGAAAUGAUUGGUAUGUUAUACUCGGUAGCAAAACAUUAGACCAACGCGGGAGAGUUCUGCUGUACAAGUCUAAAGAUCUGAAGGAUUGGGAGUUCUUAUCUGUGAUAGGUGAAUCGCAAGGAGAUAUGGGAUACAUGUGGGAAUGCCCUGAUUUCUUUGAACUAGACCGUAAGUUUGUUUUAUUGAUGUCCCCUCAGGGAAUGAAGCCGGAAGGCGAUCGAUACAAGAAUACGUUCCAGAACGGUUAUAUCAUCGGCAGCUUUGACUAUGAGACGUACGAAUUCCAUCCCGAAAUUGAUUUUCAAGAAAUCGACUUUGGUCAUGACUUUUACGCAGCGCAAACAACGGAACAUAAUGGAAAGCGGUAUUUAGUGGCGUGGUUUAGCAUGUGGGAAGUUCCUCAUCCAGAAGACGUGGAUGGUUGGUCAGGAGCUAUGACAAUAGUUAGAGAGCUGAAGCGAGUAGGAGAUAAAAUUAUAAUGAAACCUUUGGAUGAUAUGAUCAAGUUACGACAUCAUACGGUUAUGGACGGUCGUCUAUUGCCCCAUAAAGUUGUUAAGUUGCCGCAAGCCACAGAACUGAUUGUUGAAGCAAACAUGAAUCAUAAAGUAGAGCUAUUUUUGCAAGGUGUUGAUGGAGGUGGCAUGGUGUGGAUCAGAUGGGAUCCUGUAGUUGGAAAAGUUUCUGUGGAUAGAGGAAAAGGAGACGUAAGGCAAGUGGAAUGGUUACCUAACGCAUACAGCACAUGGAGGAUCUUCUUAGAUGCAAGUAGCUUGGAACUGUUUUGUGGAGAAGGAGAAGUCGUUUUCAGCAGCAGAGUCUAUCCCCUUGGUGGAUGGAAAUUGACAAAUAUGAGCCGCCAAUCUUUGAUAAUAAAAGCCUUCCAUUUAAAACGCAGUGUUCCAGCUUAAAUUAAUUAAAAUAUACUAGAUGUAAUAGAACAAGAUUUCACAGAAUUUCUCGCUGAAAUUCCCAUAUUUAUUCUCUGUUAUAAUAAAAAUGUUGGAUAAUA